Hemibagrus wyckioides is the source of this 4933-nucleotide messenger RNA. It is a transcript of the gene anks3, whose product is annotated as ankyrin repeat and sterile alpha motif domain containing 3. Bases 160 to 1995 code for a protein of 611 amino acids. NCBI's taxonomy places the organism in Eukaryota, Metazoa, Chordata, Actinopteri, Siluriformes, Bagridae. The record is from RefSeq and is a predicted model, not a curated record. Gene Ontology annotation, cellular component: cilium. Gene Ontology annotation, molecular function: protein binding. The transcript has 16 exons.
CCGCUGUUUCUAACAGAUGUGCAAACCUGAGUGCUUCUCUCCCCGUGUUGUUACGAAGAUCAUCAGUACCCGGCGGAAUUGUUUCUUCAGAGUAGCAAAACCUCGCGCUGACAUUUUAUUCUCUACAUACAUUUUGUUAAUCUGCAAGCUUACUGAAGGAUGUCAGAACUCAGUGAUGAAGCGAGCGAGUCGGAGCAGCUGGGCUCAAGUCUGUCUGUGUGGCUGGCCGACAGUGGGAGUGGCCAGGAAGAGCUCAAUGUGCCACUGGACCUCCAUACGGCCUGCUCCAUUGGCCAGUAUGACGUGGUAGCUGAGUGCAUUCGCAGCGGCAACGUAGACGUGGAUGGAAGGAACCUUGGUGGUUGGACACCUCUCAUGUAUGCGGCAUAUAUCGGUCACGACAACAUCGUUAACCUGCUCCUGGAAUCUGGGGUUAGCGUCAAUGCUAGCACUGCUAAAGGCCUAACCCCAUUAAUGCUAGCUGCUAGCUGUGGAAAUGAAAGCAUUGCUUACUUCCUCCUUCAGCAAGGGGCAGAGUUAGAGUGUAAGGACAGACGCAGCUGGACAGCUCUUCUGCACAGCACAAGCACUGGACAUCAACAGAUGGUCAAAUUUCUCCUGGACAACAACGCAAAUGCCAACAUCAAAGAGCCUUUGCUUGGGUUCACCCCACUAAUGGAGGCUGCAGCAUCAGGCCACGAGAUCAUUGUCCAGUACCUUCUUGACCAUGGUGCACGAGCCGAGGAGAAGAACUUUAAAGGUGAGACGGCGAGAGUAUUAGCCAUGAUGUACGGACACACAAAGAUCGCGAGCCUCAUCGACAUGCACUGCCUGAGAGCAAAAACAGGUGUGUAUGAGGAGUUGAGCUCGUCAGAGGAAGAGGCAGCUCCAAGAACCAGGCCAAGCCGCAGCAGAGCCAGAGGCCCGAGCAUACACGACGGCCCACAGGCCAUAGCUCGCUUUAGAGUCACCCCCAAACAUGAGCCAACACCGGCUCCACCCGGCUACGUGACAUUCGGUGACGUGGGUGAACAGAACGAGGGCAUUUGCAACCGUGAUGUCACUUCCCCCAUUAACGAACUGGAUGGCCAGAGCAACAGCAGUCGAGAUGAGCUGUUCUUCGAUAAUGACAUGCCCACAAUACGGAGCAGCAGCAGCAGCAGUGAGGGUCUGCCCCGCCUCCUCGGCCUCAGCAGGGAAGCGUCGCUAGAGAGCAAUGAGGACUCAGACCAGGCAAAGAGGAGCUGUCCCAGACGCCCCAACAAGCCUCAUCACUCCAAGGGCAAAAGUCGUCAUAGUAACAGUGACUCUGCAGGAAAUUAUGGGAACCCAGCUCCAUCUGGACCUCCUCCUACUUACACUGGUCCCAAGGACCUGGCGGAGUUCCUGGAGCAGAUAGGCUUUAGCAAGUACCUCCCUUUGCUAGAGGAGCAGGAUAUUGACCUGAGAAUCUUCCUCACGCUGACCGAGAACGAUCUCAAAGAAGUGGGCAUCACAUUGUUUGGCCCCAAGAGGAAGAUGACAUCAGCAAUAGCCCGCUGGCAUAGUAACGCCCGACCACCAAGUGAUGCAUUAGAGCAGGCAUACGCUGACAAACUUGAAGCUGAGAUGCAGGAGAUGGCUAUUCAGCUCCAUAAGCGCUGUGUCGAGGUAGAGUCUCUACAGGGCCAAGUCUCUCAGGAGAAGGAGCUCCGCACAGUGAUGGAGGGCUGCCUGAUGGAGGAGAAGAUGGCAUGGAGGGGUGUGCAGGCAGAGCUACGUGAGAGCAUCAAGCAAAUCCAGGCUCUGAACAGCACAAUGCACACACUGCGAAACACACACACGCAACUCACACAGGCUCUGGAGAAAGAUGGCAGUUCUGUGUACUCUGAGAUGCUCUCUAAGAUGGAGUCAUGUGAGGAGAAGCUAGCUGACAGCAUGAAAUCACUCUGCCAGAGUCUACAGCAUCUCUGUGCUCCAGAGAAAAGCUCCAACAGCUGGCAAGGAGAAUCCUAGCACCUGCAUCAACUGCAGAGUUUGACUGACGGAGGGUGAACACACCACCCUGAACACAUGAACACGCCGAACUGCCUGAGCUGGCCAAAGAGGGAGAAAAAGACAGAGAGAGAUGGACAGAGAUGGAAAGAGAGAAAGUUUUUUUUUUGGAAAAUGAGCAGUCAGAGAAAGAACAAGGGAUAAUGCUGAAUAAAGGUACGAAAGGCAAUCGACAAGCAGGGGAGCAGCCGAAGCUCCGCCCACACCUGUGCUCCAGUCAGACCCGACUGUGCAUCAUGGGAAUAAAGCCGAAGACAAUCUAUUUCUAACUGUGGGGAGGAUGAACCCCGCACAUGAUAGAAGUGCGGACUCAAUUGCACAACUCUAUGCAAUGCUGGACUACAAAUCGAACCUCUGAGAAUAUGUAACGAGCAGGCCACGGCCGUGAUAUUUCCUAUUUACUUGACAUAUAUAUAUAUAUAUAUAUAUAUAUAUAUAUAUAUAUAUAUAUAUAUAUAUAUAUAUUUUAAGUACACACCCAUGAGUGCCAAAAGUUUUGGGACGUCUGCCUUUACAUGCACAUGAAUGUAAUAUGGAGUUGUUCCGCCCUUUGCAGCUAUAACAGCUUCAACUCUUCUGGAAAGGCUUUCCACAAGGUUUAUGGGAAUUUUUGACCGUUCCUCUAGAAGCACAUUUGUGAGGUCAGACACUGAUGUUGGACGAGAAGGCCUGACUCACAAUCUCCGCGGUCAUCCCCAAACUGUUCCCACAAAGUUGUGAGCAUGAAAUUGUCCAAAAUGUCUUGGUAUGAAGCUGAAGAGUUCCUUUCGCUGGAACUAAGGGGCCGAGUCCAACCCCUGAAUUUAAUGAUUUGAUUAAGGGUGUCCCAAAACUUUUGGCAAUAUAGUGUAUGCCAUAAACUGUAAAAUUAAAAUGAUAGUAUCAAACUAUUUGUGAUUUUGAUGUAUUUUUGUUUCAUGUUGCAGUAUCAGAGGUGCCGGUGACAUUGCUAAUAAAUGAUAAAACAUUAAUUUAGCUCAGAUUUCCCAGCCAGUUGAGUGUUAGAUGUAACGUGAUGUAACAAUUCAUUUUUGAAUAUAAUACAGUAAGAAUUUUGAUGUUCAAGUGCCCAGUUAAGGCCAUAGUAUAUCCUACUGUGGAAACCUGGCUAUCACAUCCAUAUAUGUCUUUAACAGUAUGCUCUGAGACAUACAGAAUGGAAAUGUUAACCAUGUUCCUCACUACAGAUGCAAAACUGCUGGCUCACAAGGCCAGGGUUUGCAAACCGAUGGCUAGAUGUUCACCUGAUAAAAGUAAAAGUAGCUGAAAAUAUGUCCUGCGUCCAUUCCCCUUUCUGUGAAUUGAAUGAAAAAGCCUGAUUUGGAAUCAAAACGCAUCACAAAAACAAUAAACUCUGGCAUCUCUGUAGUGCUGAAGAAUUUCUUCUAGUAUCUGUGUAGUACUGAUGAAGCCAGAAACAUACUCCAACACUGAGCUCUGCAAGAUCUUCAAGAUUUCCAACAUCGAAACUGUUUCAAUGGAAUUUGUAAUUCUAGACAAGUGGGAUUUGGUACAUAAAGAGUCUUUUCUUUGACUCAGCUGUUUAAAAUGAUCUACCAGAACCUAAUUUGUUCAGGACCUGAGAGACAGACCUUCUCCCUUUCCCCACAUUCGCUUGCAGAAGCUACAGCACACCCUGCUGAGCCUUUUCUCCACCAUAAAGCAGCACAGUUUUGGCAACAGAAAACCUGAAGCUACACUUUUCUAAUCACUUUACAUCAAAAGCACAAAAACUGGUCCUCGGGGGUGGGGCUAGUGCUAGUGUUCGCUGCUGAUUGAGUUUUGUCCAUUUCUAAACCAGCACUAUGAUGAAAUCAAUCAUGUCUGAGAUUAUAUAAAGCGUGCCUUUUGGAGGAUUGCUUUGUGUUUAUUCAUCAAGCUUAGACGGAAAUCGUUCUUCAUUCAAGAAAUGUCGUAUUCACAAAGACAGAUCGUAUUAGCUAUUCAAUUUGGACCAAAAUAAAUAAAUAAAGUGAGGAAGUUUUAGUAUAUGCCUUUGUUAGCCAAUUCGCUGCAGUAGAUGAGCUGCAUCAGUGGAAGAUUAACAACACGCUGAAAUCGAGAUGCUCUUUUGCCAAUUAUUCACCAAUUUUGUUGCUUUUUGUGUUUUAUGGGCAUUACUUAAAAUGAAGAUGCCACAAAACACGCAUGGUUAUUUCCAUGCUAUUGGUAAUUAACAGCAUAUUCACCCGAGUUCGUUUGUCUCAUGUCUAUUUCAUAUACUUUCAUGAAAGAGUAUGCUUCAGGCGUGACAUGUUCCAGUGUGGAUUCCUCCACUUGGAGAAGAAAUGAUUACACUAUAUUGCCAAAAGUUUUGGGAUGUCUGCCUUUCCAUGCACAUGAAUGUAAUAUGGAGUUGACCCGCCCUUUUCAGCUAUAACAGCUUCAACUCUUCUGGGAAGGCUUUCCACAAGGUUUAGGAGUGUGUUUAUGACCAUUCCUCUAGAAGCGUAUUUGUGAGGUCAGGCACUGAUGUUGGACGAGAAGGCCUGGCUCAGAGUCUCCAUUCUAAUUCAUCACAAAGAUGUUCUAUGGGGUUGAGGUCAGGAGGUCAUCAAUGUCUUUAUGGACCUUGCUUUGUGCACUGGUGUGCAGUCAUGUUGGAACAGGAAGGGGUCAUCCCCAAACUGUUCCCACAAAGUUGGGAGCAUGAAAUUGUCCAAAAUGUCUUGGUAUAAAGCUGAAGCAUUAAGAGUUCCUUUCACUGGAACUAAGGGGCCGAGCCCAACCCCUGAAAAACAACACCUGAAUUCAAUGGUCUGGAGGGGUGUCCAAAAAUUUUUGACAAUAUAGUUUAUAUCCCUUUACACACAAGCUAACUGACAUCUGUUAGCCAUCACACUCAGAUCAGAACUGAUUCUCUAGGACUUAAUGUGAUAUAAUUGUGGUAUAAUUUAGA